AUGGCGCACGACACUCCACCAGUGUACGUGUCCAAUACUCGGCAGUUGCAAGGUUUUGUAGCCCUAAAGAAAAUCGAACAACUACGUCUUUGUGUUGAGAUUACGGAGAACAAGGACGACAGAGCAAGAGAGAAGACUAAAACAAACUUCAGUUUUAGCUCAGAACUAGAAGCGUCAGAAGUAGAAGCGUCAGAAGUUGAGUCCAGAGACGAUAAUUACAGUGGGAGUUUCGAUGGUUGCAGUUCGGAGAAGGAAGAAGAGGACAAUGAGAUUGAUUGCUCUAGUAUUGUGGAAGGAGAAAAUCAGAACGUAGGCGGAGAAGAUGAAACAGGCAAAGAAAACGAAGAAGACGAUGAAUUUGAUAGCCGAUUUGAUAUGUUCGACGACUCGGACGGUGCGUCAUCUGAAGAUGAUAACUUCAGCUCAUACGGUGCGUCUCCUUUAGAAGACGAAGAGUCACCAACGAUACCUCCCAAGAAGAUAUAUCAGAACUUCUCGAUGAGCGGGUCUAAAGAGAGUGAGGAGGUUCUUCUAAGGUUGGAGAUGUCGUCGUUAAAUCUUGCGGUAGGGCAACGAUACGAGAGUAAAGCCGAUUUGGAGAGACGACUGAAACUUGUUACAGUGAAAGAUCGAUUUGAUUAUGAUGUAGACAUAUCAACCCGAACAUUAUUCAUUGUUAAGUGUUGGGUUGAUGGAUGUAUCUGGAGGGUUCGUGCUUCUACCAAAGGGGAAUCCCCGGCGUUCUAUGUUUGUAUUUACGAAUCGAAUCAUACAUGUUCUACAACUGAGCGUUCUAAUCGAUGUCGAAAUGCAACACCAGAUAUUUUAGGAGAGUUGUACAAGAACUUUCUCGGCGACGUUGGUCCGGCCGUUCGCGCUACGAGUGUUGGAAUAGCUAUCACUAAGCAGUUUGGUGUAAAGAUGAAAUAUUGGAAAUCUUACCGGACGCUGAAAUUUGCAAGGGAAAUCGUUCAGGGAACACCUGAGAGUGGGUUUGAACGCUUGCCUUCUUACUUAUACAUGAUAAUAAGGGAAAAUCCGAGUACAGUUGCACGUCUUCAAAUCGAUGAGAAUGGAAAAUUCAUGUAUGUGUUUCUUGCGUUUGAUGCGAGCGUAAAUGGGUUUCCUUUCAUGCGCAAAGUUGUGGUUGUCGACGGUACGUUUCUUAAUGGUAGAUACAAAGGGACGCUUCUCCCAGCACUAGCUCAGGAUGGUAACUUUCAGAUUUUUCCAAUAGCCUUCGCAGUGGUUGACACUGAAAAUGAUGAUUCCUGGCAUUGGUUUUUUACGCAACUAAAACUUUUGAUUCCUGACGACGAGGGUCUUGCGAUAAUCUCGGAUAGGCAUAACUCGAUUGGGAAAGCAAUUACAAAUGUGUAUCCGCUUGCUUCUCGUGGAAUUUGCACGUACCAUCUAUAUAAGAAUAUACUGGGACGGUACAAAGGAAAAGAUGCAUUUCGUCUGGUGAAGAAAGCGGCGAGAUGUUUUGGGAUGUCUGACUUUACUCAGAUUUUCGAGGAGAUUGAAGCGAUUAAUCCAGCACUCCACGGCUACCUCCAAAGGACUGAUGUCCGACUGUGGACGCGUGUUCAUUUCCCAGGCGAGAGGUACAAUUUGAUGACUACGAACAUAGCGGAAUCAAUGAACAGAGCAUUGUCGAAUGCUAGAGGUCUUAACAUUGUUCGGAUAUUAGAAUCGAUAUGGGUUAUGAUGAUGAGAUGGUUUGCUGAACGAAGAGAGGAUGCCAGAUCGCAGCGAACCACGCUUACUCGUGGUGUGGAGAAACUACUACAUGAUCGUGUAACUGCCGCCAAAGAUUUGGCGGUACAGAGGAUUGAUGAUCAUCACACUGAAGUUAAAUAUGGAUCUUCCGGCGAGUCUUUGCAUGUUGUUAAUUUGGUAGAGCGAAAGUGCACAUGUCGCCGUUUCGAACUUGAGAAAUUACCAUGUGUACAUGCAAUCGCAGCGGCGGAGUACAUGAAUGUUUCUCAUAUAUCCUUGUGCAGUCCUUACUAUACCAGCAAUUAUUUGGUUAGCGCAUACGCUGAAUCGGUCAUGCCGGUUGAUUCAGCGCAACCUGUUCCAGAACUCGUGGCUAACCAACGCUGCUUGCCCCCGACUGUACGUCAACCACCAGGCAGACCGAAGAAGAAUAGGAUGAAAUCUGCUUUAGAAGUUGCACUAUCAAACAAACGUCCUAGGAAAGAGCACACAUGUUCUCGAUGUAGACAGAGUGGUCAUAAUGCGAAAACUUGUCCGAUGUAA
Molecule: messenger RNA, 2265 nt
Organism: Brassica rapa (field mustard)
Lineage: Eukaryota; Viridiplantae; Streptophyta; Magnoliopsida; Brassicales; Brassicaceae
Molecular function (GO): zinc ion binding; nucleic acid binding
Source: RefSeq, a predicted model, not a curated record